Molecule: messenger RNA, 2840 nt
Organism: Nicrophorus vespilloides
Lineage: Eukaryota; Metazoa; Arthropoda; Insecta; Coleoptera; Silphidae
Product: titin-like
Exons: 6
Coding region: 221-2263 (680 amino acids)
Biological process (GO): mitotic sister chromatid separation; meiotic chromosome condensation
Cellular component (GO): condensin complex; nucleus
Molecular function (GO): chromatin binding
Source: RefSeq, a predicted model, not a curated record
AGCCUGGAGUAAGUAGACUCGCUCGCGUUUGCGCAAGGGCUAGCGUUUGUCCCAUAACAAAAUGGACACCGUUUGUUGUUUGUUUAAUGAGCUAGAAACGUGCGUGAAUUGGAAAAUGUGAUUUUCCUGGACUCCCUCGCGUUCUAAUCCCGUACAGUUUCAUUUACAAGUGACUGUAUAUUCGUUUAUGUGAGUUGUCACAGAGUGUAACGCUACAAGGAUGGCCGAAGAGGAAGACGAGCUCCUGAAUGAGAUCGCCGCUCAGCCCCACGCCGCCUCUCCGGCCGGACAAAUGAUCCUCCGAAUGCACCGACAUCUCAAAAAACCAACCAUCGAAGCCCCGCUGGCCGAGGAGAUGCUCACCUAUUUGAACUAUUUGCGAGAGUCCCAGGUCUUUCUGAACAAUGGCAUCAUGAAUUUUAGCUUUGCUGAGGGCGCUUUGCUUAUACAAAUAGCAGCACAGCUUUACAGCAGGAAGGUUGACUUGCUCUGGAAGUCAGUGAUUGAGUACCAUGAACACAUGGCCAAUUAUGAGGAACCAACUGAAGACAAUGCCAGGGAAAUGGAGAGAAUACAAGAGAGGAAAAACAGAUAUUCAAGGAAGAAGAAAGUUCCUGAAGUCCUUCCUGAAGCAGCUGAAAAUUUGCCACAACCACUUGUUCUCAAUGGUUUACAAACACUUAGGCAAUAUCCUCCACAGACAUCAGAAAAUCAACAACUGGAUGAAGUACAACUACCAGAUCAAGUACCACAAGAACCAGAACCCAUAGUACAAGCUAAUGAAGAAGCACCUGUAAUAGUUGCAGAGCCUACACCUCAGGAAGAACAGGAGGAAAACAAUGUUAAUUUACCACAACCUGAAGAUGUUGCUGAGGUGGUGCCAUUGGAUCCUGAAGUACAAAUUAAGCAGGAGAUGCAGGAGUACAUAGACAAGGCAUACAGCAUGUGUCCAAAGGAGGUUCAUGCUAACCUCUUUCAAAAUCUUGCCAGUCUGGUAUAUGAUGUUAUUGUUCUCGACGACGAUACUACGGUCAUCGUCACAUCGACUCCGCGGAAAACCGUCGAUUCGCAUAGCGACGUAGAAUCUGGUUUCUUUGAUCACAGCGAUAUUGAAUCGGUUGUGCCCAACGGAGAUAACAGAACGACGCCAAUAACACCGAUGCUCUUUUCUCCCGUACCGGAUGAGUACUAUGCUGAAGACAGAACGACUGUUGAUUAUCCCGAAUUGGCAGAAGAGGAACAGAAGAACACAUCUGAAGAGCAAAUCAUUGAAUUGGAAACAUCAGCACAAGACGACUCAGGAAUAUUCGGAGAUAAUAAUGUUACUGUGGAGGAGGUUGUGUCUAGAGCUUGCAGGAAGAGAACUUCAAUUAUUCCUGUAUUUUCCGAGAUAAAGAUACCGAAACGUAGGAAGGUGCUGUGCAAGAAAUCUCUGACUGUUAACUUGAAGUCAUUUGAAUCGUUCUUUUCUAAGACUUAUCAGGCAGAGAGCGGCGAGGGAGAUCCGCCGCCGUUUGUAGAUGAUUCAGACUCUGUUUCGGAUUCUGAUAUUUUUGUAAUAAUUGACGACGACGAUGAUGGUGAUGAUCACAAUAAUAUCCACGAGGUAAGGGAAGUGACGAUCAAGGAGGAAUCUAGCGACGAGGCACCAGCUUUGAUGGAGUGCACCGAUGAGCAGACAAUAGAGUCGGAGAAGAAUGAUGAUUUGGAGUGUAUGAAGAUUAAUUUCGAUUUGAGGAUAGCUGAAUUGGAGAAGGCUCGCGUGGAACAGAAUAAGAUAAUGCAGGAGGAAGCUAGGACGGCCGAGGAACAGGCGAAGAAGUACCGCGAAUGGAGCGAAUUCAUCAAUGAGAAGAUUGGCGAAGAGCAGGAGAACGAUUUCGAUAUUCAUGCGGAGGGAUCGAAGAUUAUUGAAAGUAUCGGCGAGGUAGGCGAUGUGAAAAAAUUCGCUGAGCUGGCGGACGGGAAUUCGCCUCGGGACGUAUGCUGUUCCUUUAUAGCCAUGUUGGAAUUGGUAAAUAAAUGCAACGUAGAGUUGGACGGCACAAAUCCGGGCGGUUUAGCCAACGACACAUUAAAGCUUAAGUUAGUUUCCAAAGAUAGACAUCACGAAUCUCUGUUGGGGUAUAAUGCCCCCUCAGAGUUAAGCUACAGGGAGAACUUGGCCAACGUUGCCAGGUCCAGGUUCCAAUUUCAACACACGCGCCCUCUCGACUUGCCCAGCACCAGUACUGGGUAUCAGGCCAAGAGACCCAGGUAUUAAUAUUUAAUUGCUAAACAAACUAGGUGUCAUUCAGUUACAUAAGCUUCUCAGAUCUCAAAGUAUUCGUACAAAUAUCAAGAAGAAAAAGAAACACCAGUCACUAUUACUUAUUUCAUCUGAUGCAAUACAUUUAUUGUUGCGAUAGCGAAAAGUAAAUCAUUAUUUUUUUUAAAGUAAGCCAGAUUUGUACAGUAUUUAUGAAUGAUGCAAUUCCCCCAUCGCCUUAUUUAAAAAGAAGCGAAUAGAUUUUAUUGAAAUUUCAUAUAAUUUCUCAAUGAAUUGAGUAUAAUUUUAGAUUAAAUUUAAUUUUCAAAUAUAUUUCGUUCGUCAAAUAUUGCAUUGUAAAUGCUACGAUUCGAACGAUUAUAAAGUAUUUUUGGUACGCGCUGAGGGUAAGUAAAGAUAAUUAAUUUCUGUGAUUUGUUCUUUUACAAUAAUUGUCUAAUAGUACUAGAUAAGGGUCUUAAAUUAAUUUAUGAAUGUGUUCUUUGAUCCGACGGUGGUAAAACUAUUGAUUGAUUUCUUUUAAUUCUAAUGCAACACAACAAUUGAUGUAACGAUUAAUAAUCGAUUAGCU